Molecule: messenger RNA, 1711 nt
Organism: Parathielavia appendiculata
Lineage: Eukaryota; Fungi; Ascomycota; Sordariomycetes; Sordariales; Chaetomiaceae
Exons: 2
Coding region: 247-1692 (481 amino acids)
Biological process (GO): proteolysis
Molecular function (GO): cysteine-type endopeptidase activity
Source: RefSeq, a predicted model, not a curated record
UUGCUCCACCAUUUGUAUGUAUCAAGCUGCUCAGCCGCUUUGCCGCUUUGCAUCCCACUGCGGGCCACCGAAGCGGCUGAGCAUUGAGGCAGCCGACAACAAACCAUCAUCAAAGACAUCAACACGUUUCGGAUUUCGGCACAUUCACUCCCAAAAACCAGUUGCAUCCCCAGCUUGCGACUCCCACCCUUUCUUCCUUUAUCCCCCACCACACGCUGUCAUCUCUGGGCGCCGCAGCACAACAUCAUGUCGUACGGAUAUCCCGGGCAAGGCUACGGGGGCCAUCAACCGCCUGCCCCUCCCCCGCAGUACGGCGGCUACAACCAAUAUCCCCCGCCCAGCCAAGGAUACGCACAGCAUCCGCCUCCGCCGCAACAACCUGGCUACGGCCAAUAUCCGCCUCCGCAACAGCCGGUCUACGGGCAGUACCCACCUCCGCAACACCAGCAGGCCUACGGCCAGUAUCCGCCUCCUCAGCAGCACCAACGCCAUUUCCAGCCGCCUCCGGGACCACCGCCGCAGGGCUACGAUGCCUACGGUUACCCAAUCGGCCACGGCCCGGGCUACGGCGGUUCGGGACCACCACGGGCCGCCCCGCCUCCGCCCUCCGGUAUGCAGCAGUUCGGCCACGGCGCGCCCCAGGGCUACACCUUCCAGUACUCCAACUGCUCUGGUCGGCGCAGGGCCCUGCUGAUUGGCAUCAACUACUUUGGCCAGAAGGACGAGCUGCGCGGCUGCAUCAACGACGUCAAGAACGUGUCGGCCUUUCUCAUCGAGAACCACGGCUACCGCCGCGAGGACAUGGUGAUCCUGACCGACGACCAGCCCGACCCGGUCAUGCAGCCGACCAAGGCUAACAUCAUCCGCGCCAUGCAGUGGCUGGUGGCCGGCGCCCAGCCCAAUGACGCCCUGUUCCUGCACUUCUCAGGCCACGGCGGCCAGACCCAGGAUCUCGACGGCGACGAGGAGGACGGCUACGACGAGGUCAUCUACCCCGUCGACCACAGGACCGCCGGCCACAUUGUCGACGACGAGAUCCAUCACUACGUCGUCAAGCCGCUGCAGGCCGGCGUACGCCUGACGGCCAUCUUCGACAGCUGCCACUCGGGCUCCGUCCUGGACCUGCCCUACCUCUACAGCACCAAGGGCGUGCUCAAGGAGCCCAACCUGGCCAAGGAGGCCGGCCAGGGGCUGAUCCAGGCCGUCGGCCACUACGCCCGUGGCAACGUGGCCGGCGUCGCCACCACCCUCUUUGGCUUUGCCAAGACGGCCUUGAAGGGCAACGACGCCUACGAGCACUCGAAGCGGACCAAGACAUCUCCCGCCGACGUUGUUAUGUGGAGCGGGUGCAAGGACGUCCAGACGUCGGCCGACGCGACCAUCGCCUCGCAAGCCACGGGCGCCAUGUCGUGGGCCUUCAUCACGGCGCUCAAGCAGAACCCGCAGCAGAGCUACGUGCAGCUGCUCAACAGCAUCCGCGACGUGCUCCAGACACGGUACACGCAGAAACCUCAGCUGUCGUGCAGCCAUCCGUUGGGUGCGUCACCUACUCUAUUAUUUCCCUUUUUCCUGUGCGUCCGGUUGCUGACUCUAGUUCUUGGUAGAUACCGAUUUGCUUUUUGUUAUGUGAGUCGGGUCUCGGAAGGGCGUCGGGUCCCAGAAGGGGUGUGGGGUCUCAGACUCGGAGGGUAGCGGGGCUUGGAUACGGUUC